Molecule: messenger RNA, 2168 nt
Organism: Schistosoma margrebowiei
Lineage: Eukaryota; Metazoa; Platyhelminthes; Trematoda; Strigeidida; Schistosomatidae
Source: the annotation of a GenBank genome assembly
AAGUAAGACGCUACUUUCAAAUAAGUUUCCAGUGGUUUGUGGGAUAUGCAAACGGUUGUUUUACAGUACCAAUUAACGAUCUAUUGAUGACUGAGAGCUGUAUAGCCCGGAUACGUGAAUUCAAUCGUGUUAUAUGGGGUGGAUCCAAUGUGAAGACAGAUUUGUUCAAACGUUGGUGUCAAGGUGAAUAGUUUUCGUUACUGUAACUUUGCCUAGGAUUUUCAUUUAGCCCUGUUGAGUUUAGUGCUUUGGUACAAUCAACAGGUGGUCCAUGUGCUAUUAUAGCUACUACUCAAGCCACAAUUAUGUACGAGGUUUUGUUCAUUCGCAAGCAGAAUCUAGCUGAUAUUACAGAUGUCGACAAUAUGGAAAUUCUACUGAGCGCGCUGUUAAGAAUAAUUCUAUUGGUUUCGAGUGAUCAUCAAAGCCACUUUUGCUGGGUUUACUGGUGCGAAGAUGAAGAACCAGCGAGUUCUGAGUCCUCCAUUCAAAGUUUGUAAUAAGAGUGAUUUCGGGAAUUUUAUUUUAGAUGAAAAAUGUGCCACCAGUGAUUUCAGUGCUGUCAAUAAGUCAUUGGAUUCUAAUAUAAACCAGCUUGGAGAAUGCGGUUUCCAGAAAUUUAUUAAUGGUUUAAGAUGCUUCGAAGCCGAAACUGUCGAGGAACUCCGUGCAGUUGCUUUCUCGUUACUUCCUCAAAUAAAAUCAAAAUAUGGAGUAUUGUGCUUCCUUUAUUCUGUUUUGUUCACGCAUGGACUUCAGUCACUUAUAAAUGAAAUGAAUGGUGAAAUGGACGCUUUGAUUGAUCCGAUUCAUGGACAUGCUAGUCAGUGUCUGAUUAAUUUAUUAAUUACUGGAGAAAGCACGCCAUAUUUAUUCGAUGGUGAAAGAGAUCUCGGCGGAUUUACAUUGAAAGGUAUAUCCAAGCAACCAAAAACCGGUUUCUUGACUUUUGUUGAAGCAAUGAGAUAUUGUGAAGUAGGAUGGUUUUUGAAAAAUCCAUAUUACCCAGUUUGGAUUUUGGGAUCUGAGACACACUUAACCGUUUUGGCGUCGCCAGACAUGUCGUUGGUGUCAAAAAAUGUAAAGCCAGAAAUUAACUCCAUAUCAGGUUUACGUCAAGCUGAAGUUGAGUUUAAUUAUCUAAGCCCAGAUCAAGAUACUGGAGGUUUUAUCAGUUCGUCAGAUUUUGAAAAAUUACUGACCAAAUUACGUCUAUCUACAGGAUCCCAACAAGUAAAUGAUUUAGUUACAAAAUUAGAUCCUGAAGGUUUAGGAAUAAUUUUGAAGAAAGAUUUCCUACAGUUCUUUUUUCCCGAAGAAAUGGCAAAGCACACCACUGAAGUUCUUAGCUUUCAGUUAAUCCAUUAUAAUGGUUUGGAACACUCUAAUACUGAUGGUCGGGUUCGAUACAGUAUUGGUGAAGCCCGCUUAAUAGAUCCUACAGAAGAGCUUAUCGAGACCCAGCCUAUUGAUCAAAGUCCUAUACAGCAGUGCUUGGCAACAAAAUGGCCUACAAUACGAAUCAAAUGGAACGUAAACAGAAGUCCGUCACUGAACUAAUUUAUUUGUAAUAUAUUGCAGUAGCAACUCAUCAUUAUUACCCAAACGCUUUCAAAUCUAAAUUUGUACAGUUUAUCACUUUGUAAUCAAAAUGGAAUGUUUUUAUGACUGAAAUUGAUCAGUCUCUUGUCGGCAUAUGUGCAUCCUGUGCGGAUUGCCUCGAUAUUGCCUUAAAUCACAAGCUUUUUAAGGACAGAUGGGUGGCUGGUAGCAGUGGAAUCCAGGACGCGUGUUUCGUCCCAUUUCACACUCUUCAGCUGGAUUUAUCUGCAUCUCAGAGUUGAUGAUCCCUCUGGAACUUUGUCGUAUAUCUUAAAAGCUGUCAGUUAAUUUAAAUUUUAUUUUAACUAUAACUCAAGAAAGCUCCGUUCUAUACAGAAUUCUGCAACAACUUCAAAUAGAUCAGACUAUACUUUCACGGUUUCUCUACAUAAUUCUAACAACUGUAUGAGUAUUAAAGUUUCAGAAACUUUACUGGUUACAUAUAGUCUUUGUGUUUUUCUUCAUGAAAAAUAUGCAUUUUAAAGCCAUGAAACCGCUCACAUAUACUCCAGUUCACUUACACCACACGUCUUUUCUUACGAAUAUAGUCUGUGGGCCAUAAUCAA